Messenger RNA from Sinocyclocheilus rhinocerous, 1567 nucleotides. RefSeq names its product tripartite motif-containing protein 16-like protein. The transcript is spliced from 6 exons. Gene Ontology annotation, molecular function: zinc ion binding; protein binding. The coding region runs from base 98 to 1567 and encodes 489 amino acids. Lineage: Eukaryota; Metazoa; Chordata; Actinopteri; Cypriniformes; Cyprinidae. The record is from RefSeq and is a predicted model, not a curated record.
GGCUGAAGCCGGAUUUUCUCAGGACCAGUUCAGCUGUCCAUUGUGUCUGGAUCUACUGAAAGAUCUAGUGACUAUUCCCUGUGGACACAGUUACUGUAUGAGCUGCAUUACAGACCACUGGAAUCAAGAGGAUCAGAAGAGAGUCUACAGCUGCCCUCAAUGCAGAAAGACCUUCAGACCAAGACCUGCUUUAAAUAAAAGCACCAUGCUGGCUGAAGUGCUGGAGAAACCAAAGAUGAUAAUUCAAACUAUUGUUCCUGUUGAACAACAUGAGAAUCUCUUAAAAGGUAAUAGACAUAACUUGAUGAACGCCACUGGACAACCUCAGAAGAUGAUGUGUCGUCAACAUGGUAAACCGCUAGAGAUUUACUGCCGCACUGACCAGCAGUGUAUUUGUGUGUUCUGUGUGGUGGAAAAACACAUAAAUCAUGAGACUGUAUCAACUGCAGCAGGGAGGACCGAGAAACAGAAACAAUUGGAUGAGACACAGGGAAAAUUUAAGCAGCAAAUCCAGGAGAGGGAGAUGAAGCUUUGGGAGCUGAAAGAGGCUGUGGAGUCUCAGAAGCGCUCUGCACAGACAGCAGUGGAGGACAGUGAGAGGAUCUUUACUGAACUCAUCAGCUCCAUUGAGAGAAGAUGUUCUGAGGUCACACAGAUGAUCAGAGACAGAGAAAAGGCUGUAGUGUGUCAAGCUGAAGGACUCAUGGAGCGACUGGAGCAGGAGAUUGAUGAACUGAGGAAGAGAAACUCUGAGCUGGAGCAGCUUUCACACACAGACGAUGACACCCAGUUCCUCUGGAGAUUUCCGUUUCUGUAUGAUCCUCCUGACUCUCUAGACAUUUUCAGCAUCACUGUCAGUUCCUAUGACGAUGUAAGAGAAUCUGUCUCUCAACUGAGACAGAAACUGGAUCAUUUCUGCAGAAAGGAGAUUGAAAAGAUGUCUGGAAGAGGGAGAUGCAUUCAGUCUGUUGCCAACGCUGAAUUUGAGAGCAGAAAAGAGCUCCUGGAGUAUUUCUGUCGUUUCAAUGUGGAUCUAAACACAGUGCAUAAACACCUCCAGCUGUCUAAGAAGAACAGAGUGAUUGCCAACACUAACGUAGAUCAGCGCUAUCCUGAUCAUCCAGGCAGGUUUGAUUAUUGGUGGCAGGUGUUGUGUGCUGAGAGUAUAUGUGGACGCUGUUACUGGGAGGUGGAGUGGGAUGGGACUCAUGAUGUGGGUGUAUCAGUGUCAUACGAGAGCAUCAGAAGGAAGGGACGGGGUGAUGAGUGUAAAUUUGGAUAUAACGCUGAAUCCUGGAGCUUGGACCGCACUAUCUCCGGUUACCUAUUCUGUCACAAUAACAAACAAACGAAACUCCUUACAGAGCCUGGUUGCUCUAGAAUAGUGUAUGUGGAUCAAAGCGCAGGAAUUCUGUCUUUCUACAGCAUCUCUGACACAAUAACCCUCCUCCACAGAGUCCAGACCACAUUCACUCAGCCUCUCUAUCCGGGAAUUAGAAUUGGCUUUCCAAUUAUUUAUAUGGCCUACUUUUUAUCAUGUACAUUAGUAAAACUACUAAAUAAAUGA